GGCGUUUUUGGAGAAGUUCCCUUGACAACAGACGCCUCGAACUUUUUUAUAAACUAUUCAAAAGAAAUGCUUUAUAGUCAUGCAAACAGAUGAAUUAUCGCGGUUGGAGGAACAAAACCUGAUACUUGAAGAACUUUGCGUUUGUAAUGGCUUGAAGUAUGAGAGAAUAAAAAAUGAUGAAAAUAAACAUGUUCACAAACUCGAAAUGUUCUUUUCUGGAUUUCCAGACAUUGUUGGGAUGUCAAACUUUCCAAACUUGCUUGUUUUAUGUGUUAUUGGGCAGGAUACCCUAAGGAAAAUUCAAGGGCUUGAACCCUUAGUUCAGCUUGAAGAGCUUUGGAUUUGCGAAACAAAUGUUGAGAACAUUAAUGGACUUGAAAAUUGCUCAAUGUUAAAGAGAUUGUAUUUAUAUGAUAAUGCUAUCUCAAAGAUUGACAAUCUGUCAUCUUUAAAGCGUUUGGAAAUCCUAUGGCUUAAUGACAACCAAGUUGAAUGCAUUGAGGGUCUUGAUAAUUUGACAUAUUUAAAAGAGCUCAACCUUUCUAACAAUAAAAUAUGUGAAGUUGGCAGCUCACUAGACAAACUUAGAUAUCUUGAAUCACUUGAGUUAUCUGGAAAUAAGAUCAGAUCAUUAAAGGAUCUUAAAAACCUUGUCCAGUUCACAUGUCUUCAUACUCUGAGUUUAAAUGAUCCUGUUUAUGGCACCAAUCCUGUGGCCGCAGUCUCUCAUUACUAUACAUAUAUCUUAUAUCACUUGCCUCAAAUUAAACACCUUGAUGGGUACUUUAUUGGUCAUGAAACUAUGAAGGAACUAGCCAUGACUACCGUGAAAAAGAAGAAGAUGUAUUAUAAUAUGCGUGUUAAGACAUUGCAGAGAAACAUGAAUAGCUUGUUGAAACAAGUGUGGGAAGAAAGAGAAACAUUGAAAAAAUCACCAUUAGAAAGAAAAAAGAAACUCACUAACUUACUGAAAACUCUUGAACUUAUAAAAAAUGAGUCAGCAAAUAAACAGCUCAAGUUUGCUGCUGAUAAAGAUUUGGAUGAAAGAACUUUUAGUGUUUUGUUGCUGACUAAAAUUGAGAAACUUCAAGAGCGAAUACAACUAUUGGAAUGUACAUGUGAAGAAAUUGAUAAAUGCUAUGAAAGAAGCUGUUCUCAAGUUGAAAAUAUCUCCAAUUUCACCAUAAGAAGACUAGAGUUGGAGUUAGAAACUGCUGGUAAUGUUAGAUUUGAAGACGGAAACUCCAAUAACAUUUGGUUUACGUCAUGUCGUGAUUUGGUUUACUCAAGAUUCUGUGCUUCUGAUUACCAGAGGUAUGAUGUCAUUGGAAUCAAAAUUCACCGCAUAACUCGUGUUCAUAACAAAAUACUACGCUUAAUAUUUGAUGAGAAGGUGGCUUCAAUUCAUAAAAAAGACUUGGAUACUGAUUGCUUUCUAAAAACAGAGACGUUCGACACGUCAAUGGAAUAUCUGCUUUUGUCCUGGACACAAAAGCUGAAGUAUAACGGUGGAUUUAUGUAUAUCUUUGAGAACGGAUGUACUGAUGACGUUAAAAAUAAGGAUGGUUUCAUACGACUUUCAAACAAUCUUUACAAUGCUGAUCGCGACAGAUUGAAUGAAUACCAUCCCACUGAUCUUGUGUCUUUAAGACAUGGACAACUUGUCAUCGCUAAAGUGUUUGUGGGAGAUCAUAACAUGACGAAACAAGAUGAAAGUUACGAACAUCUACCAAAAAAGUUUGCGAAGAUAGAUUUAUCAUGUGACUGUACAACGAAGCAACGUGAUUGGCUAAUAAAUGAUGGUGAUCUUGUACUACCGGAAUAUAUUGUAGAUUUUGAAUAUGUAACAAAGACUAAAGCACAGUCGUCUUUGCUCUGUUACUACGGUAACCUGUCACGUGAACCUGCCGAGGACUCGGAUAUUGUUAAUCUGAAGCCUUCCUUACAACCACAGCUACGAUUACUAGAGCUGUCAGAAGAUCUCUUUUUAAAACGUUGUGAGGUGCAAUCGACAAAAUCCAUCUCAACGUUGAAUCUUCACGAUUGUGGACUCACUCAUCUUAAGAAUAUUGAUCAACUUGUCAAUCUCGAAAAUCUCACGAUCUCGUUCAACGCUGUAACAAAACUGGAUGAUAUCGCUAAUUUGCACAGUCUUAAGUUUCUGGAUGUUAGUUACAAUUGCCUGACAACUUUGGAUGGAUUGAAGUCGUGUGCUGUGUUGAAGAUUCUCAACAUUAGUGGAAACAAACUGCAGAAUAUUCGCAUUGAAGUUGGAAUUUUACGGAAACAUGCGCCUAGCAUUACAUCAUUAAACCUAAGUCAUAAUCCAUGGCAAAAAGGUAACAAUUAUCGUACAUAUGUCAUUGGUCGCCUAAGGACUCUUCAAAUAUUAGAUGAUGUUAACAUUACAGAAGAAGAAAAUGCUUUAGCAUUACGUCAUGCUGCGUCAUCUAGGAUUUCAUCGUUCAUCAUUCAAAUGAAUUCUCGAGUAGAUUCCGAGGGUUUGCGAUCGUUAGGCCUUGCAUGGACAUCAGCAGAAUUGUGGAAACAUAGCAAGAAUAAGCCUGUUGUACUUCAUGAUGAGACAUACUGGAUGAAAUAUAUAACAACUUUGCAUCUUGAAGGUCAAGGUAUUUCUAAGCUCUCAAACCUUGAAAAGCUAACAGCGUUGAAAUGGGCUUCGUUCAGUAGGAAUAGUAUCAAUAAAGUUGAGGGUUUGGAAAAUUGUAAAACAUUGGAGGAACUGGAUUUGUCUAAAAACAUGAUAACAAAGACUGAUGGUUUAUCAAAUCUGGUGAACUUGAAACGUCUUGAUCUUUCCUAUAACGAUAUCACAGCUCUUGAUGGGUCAGUCAUGGAAAAUAUGUUAAAUUUGGAAUAUCUUUGUGUCGAAAGUAACUAUAUGACGUCAUUACAGUCACUCAAGAAAUCUACCUCACUUCAAGAAAUUUAUGCAGGAAACAAUGAAAUCGCAAAUACAAGAGAAAUCUUUUAUUUGAAGGAGUUGCGCUUUUUGGAAAUUAUUGAUGUAUCCAAGAACCCUCUUAUGUCAUCAAAGGAAAAUACCCGGAUGUUUGUUAUCUAUCAUUUGUCAUUGCUUAAAGCCAUAAAUGGUGUCGCAGUAAGUGCAACAGAACGUUCUUGUGCCGUCGACACUUUGGGAGGAAGGAUGACAACAGACUUUGUUGCUGAGCGUUUAGGUCACGGAAACUUUUCUGCACUUCAGGAAAUAGAUCUGCCACAUUGUGAGCUUCGUUCUAUUGAUGUCGGCAAUGGAGAGAUGUUUCGUAACUUAAGAAGUAUUAAUCUUGAGCAUAAUAAUCUCACCAAUUUCGGUGGCCUUAUCCAUCUUAUAAAUUUGAGGGUAUUGUGUCUAAACUACAACAGAAUUGAAAGUGUUUUUCCCAAGAAAAAGACAUUUGCAAACCAAAAGAGACAACAAAACGAUGACGUAACCUCACCCGAAAUAUUUACCCCAGUGUUAGAGCAACUUGAAGUACUUCAUUUAGGUUUUAACGGGAUAUCUAACAUGAAGUCUCUUCAGUUGUCGAGAAUACCAAACAUAAAAGCGUUGUUUCUACAAGGUAAUGAAAUUUCCAAAGUUGAAGGUCUUCAAAGCUUAACGGAGCUGAGAGAACUGGUGCUAGAUCAAAAUAGAAUCAAGACUCUCUCCGAAACGUCGCUUAUUGGUCAACGGAAAUUGAUCGAACUUCACUUAGAGGAGAAUAGAUUGCGAAAUUUAUCAAAUUUUGAAGCGCUGUUGAAUUUGCAAAGAUUAUAUCUAGGCAUGAAUAAGAUUCAGGAUAUGUGUGAACUUCAGAAAUUAGAGAAAAUGAACAGCUUGUUUGAAAUUUCCCUUAUCAAUAAUCCGAUCACAAGACGUAUGCUACAUCGUCCUGUUUUGGUUUAUCGUCAGCCAAAUAUCGUAUGUAUUGAUGGUAUACCAGUAAAAAAUGACGAGAGAGCCAAGGCCGAAGUUUACCUUAUGGAAAAUCAGUUGUCAUCGUUAGUAAAAUCUGAAUCAGUUACCGAAACUAAUUUGCCUGGUUUACAAACGAAGCAUCAAGCUCAACUAAAGGUCAAUACAGUGCAAUUGAGUGUGGCUGUUGAGAAUUGUUGGAAUCUUGGUCAACGACGGUUUGCUCAAGUAGAACAUGUCCAAAAUUUGACUCCAAAUGUACGAUACCAUGACAGGAACAAUGUUAAAGGGAAACCUCGCACAUUUAACUCUUGUUCUCCUCAGCACAUUCCAUCUUCAUAUGACAUGCGCACUCACAACAGUGGUCACCAUGCUUCAAUGUCAUCAUCAACAAACCUGGAUAGAGCAACAGGUCACAAUACAGGCUCUGCACACGAUACAGGUUCAUAUGUCAUGCAAGGUAACCCAAGACCAAACUUUUCUCCGACAUCCAAGCCAAAGUAACAUGCAAAGCGUUACUGCGAAGGAGGAUGGGAAAGUUAGAGGUGGGUUAACUUUGCAUUUAAGAAAUGAAAACGCUAGAACAGUGAACAUUUUCGUUUAAAUCAAGCUAAUGUUCAUUCUUGUCACAUCGAAAGCUUGCUUCCUGAUGUGGAAGAUUUGUCAAGAGAACAUGUUCAAUGUGUUGUCGACCGAACAAAGGACGCAGUAAAGAAAGUAAAUUCAAUAUUAGCAAAUAAACUACCUGAAGAAAACAUGGAGAGAGUUGAAGAAAGACGUACAAGAAUGAAAAAAGAAUGGAAAAUGUUUGAAGAAAAGACAAAAACUGCCCUUGAUAAGAUUGAACGUCAACAUAACGAAAGAAUGAAACAAAUAGAAGCGAACAUUAAGCGCUUGGAAAACGAGAUUAAUUCCAAAUGAAAUAUCAUGAUAGAACGUGUUUAUAUACAGUGAUACAGAUCAAGUUAUUUAACUAUCGUUGAUUUUAGUUAAUUCGUACAAUAUUGGUGUGAGUACUUACAUUUGAAUCAUUGGAAACCUUUAUAUGAA
Messenger RNA from Xenia sp. Carnegie-2017, 4969 nucleotides. Its product is annotated as leucine-rich repeat-containing protein 9-like. The record is from RefSeq and is a predicted model, not a curated record. NCBI's taxonomy places the organism in Eukaryota, Metazoa, Cnidaria, Anthozoa, Malacalcyonacea, Xeniidae. Gene Ontology annotation, molecular function: protein binding. The coding region runs from base 80 to 4423 and encodes 1447 amino acids. The transcript has 37 exons.